UCCCCGCCACUAUUCUCCCGGUUUCUCUCUCUAUCGGUCUCUACUUCAUGCUCUGUUAACUGACCAUUUGCUCGUGAAAUUGAAGAAUCGAUGCAAUUCUCUUCUUGUUCUUCGGAUUCUUAUAGUUUGUAAUUCUUGAAUUUGAACAAUUUCGAGUGGCAAUCGUCACUGAUUGAGGUUGCCGCGAAAUUCGUUAUUCGUUGCUUCGAUCCUUGCUUAUAAUGUCUGCAGUUGCAGCUCCAUUUCUAUCUCCGGUGAGGCAGUAUUGCGAUUCAACCUCUUCUUCCUCAUUUUGCAAACUCAGUUGUGCUUCAUUGAGAUCUGGUGACCUCAGUUUGUAUUCAAGUUCACGCGAACUUCUCCUUCGUGUGUUCGACGUUUAUGGAGGCAAUCGACUGCGUUCUAGGUCGAACAUUGGAGUUAGAAGACUGAGGACACGGUUUCCGGUGGUCAAGGCAUCGUUGGGUGGCCUUUUGGGAGGUAUAUUCAAGGGGACGGAUACAGGUGAAUCGACACGGAAGAAGUAUUCUGCGACUGUUGAUCUUAUAAAUGGCUUGGAAGGACAGAUUUCGAGCCUUUCUGAUUCAGAAUUGAGAGAUAGAACUGAUAAUCUUAAGGAACGUGCUCGCAAGGGUGAAUCCUUAGACUCUCUUUUGCCUGAAGCAUAUGCUGUCGUCAGAGAGGCCUCAAAAAGAGUUCUAGGUCUUCGGCCUUUUGAUGUGCAGCUGAUAGGUGGUAUGGUUCUUCAUAAGGGAGAAAUAGCUGAAAUGCGAACUGGAGAAGGGAAGACCCUAGUUGCCAUACUGCCAGCUUAUUUGAAUGCAUUAGCUGGUAAAGGGGUUCAUGUUGUAACAGUUAAUGAUUAUCUAGCAAGGAGAGACUGUGAGUGGGUUGGUCAAGUUCCUCGGUUUCUUGGAUUGAAGGUUGGCCUAAUCCAACAGAAUAUGACUAGUGAACAAAGGAGGGAAAAUUACUCUUGUGACAUCACAUAUGUUACAAACAGCGAACUUGGAUUUGAUUACUUGAGAGACAAUCUUGCCACGAGUGUUGAUGAGCUAGUUGUGAGGGGUUUCAAUUACUGCAUUAUUGAUGAAGUUGAUUCUAUCCUUAUUGAUGAAGCACGCACUCCUCUUAUCAUAUCCGGGCCUGCUGAAAAACCAAGUGAUCAGUAUUAUAAAGCUGCUAAGAUUGCUGCUGCCUUUGAGCAAGAUAUUCAUUACACAGUUGACGAGAAGCAGAAAACUGUUUUGCUUAGUGAACAAGGUUAUGCUGAUGCUGAGGAAAUUUUAAAUGUAAAGGAUUUAUAUGAUCCCCGAGAACAGUGGGCAUCUUAUAUCCUCAAUGCAGUAAAAGCAAAAGAACUUUUCCUCAGAGAUGUUAAUUAUAUAAUCCGCGGAAAGGAGGUUCUCAUUGUGGAUGAGUUUACUGGUCGAGUGAUGCAGGGAAGGCGUUGGAGUGAUGGGCUUCACCAGGCUGUUGAAGCAAAAGAAGGCUUGCCCAUCCAAAAUGAAACUGUGACCUUGGCUUCAAUUAGCUACCAGAAUUUCUUUCUCCAGUUCCCAAGACUCUGUGGAAUGACUGGUACUGCAGCUACAGAAAAUGCAGAAUUUGAAAGUAUAUACAAGCUUAAAGUAACAAUUGUUCCCACAAACAAACCUAUGUUAAGAAAGGACGAGUCAGAUGUCGUAUUCAGGUCAACUACAGGUAAAUGGCGGGCAGUUGUGGUCGAGAUUUCAAGAAUGCAUAAGACAGGACGCCCAGUUCUUGUUGGCACUACUAGUGUAGAGCAAAGUGAUGCUUUGUCAGAACUGCUGCAGGAAGCUGCAAUUCCCCAUGAGGUUUUAAAUGCAAAGCCAGAGAACGUGGAAAGAGAGGCUGAAAUUGUGGCACAGAGUGGCCGCUUUGGAGCAGUUACUAUUGCUACUAAUAUGGCAGGACGUGGUACAGAUAUAAUCCUUGGUGGUAAUUCAGAGUUUAUUGCAAGGUUGAAGCUACGUGAGAUACUAAUGCCCAGGGUUGUUAAACUUGCUGAAGGUUUUGUGUCGGUCAAGAAACCACCACCAACGAAAUCAUGGAAGGUAAGUGAAAGUUUAUUUCCAUGUAAACUCUCCAAAGAUAACACAAAGGUGGCCGAGGAAGCUGUAGAGUUAGCUGUCAAAGCAUGGGGACAAAGAGCACUAACUGAACUUGAAGCUGAAGAGCGAUUAUCUUAUUCUUGUGAAAAGGGUCCUAUUCAAGAUGAAGUCAUUGAAAAACUACGCACUUCUUUCCUGAAGAUUGUUCAAGAAUACAAGGUUUACACUGAUGAAGAAAGGCAGAAGGUGGUAUCAGCUGGUGGACUUCAUGUAGUGGGUACAGAAAGGCAUGAAUCACGUCGUAUUGAUAAUCAGUUACGCGGUAGAAGUGGAAGGCAAGGGGAUCCUGGAAGUUCCAGAUUCUUCCUUAGUCUUGAAGACAAUAUCUUCCGGAUUUUUGGUGGAGACAGGAUUCAGGGCUUGAUGAGAGCUUUUAGAGUUGAGGACCUGCCAAUUGAGUCGACAAUGCUGACAAAAGCCCUUGAUGAAGCUCAGCGCAAAGUGGAGAAUUACUUUUUUGAUAUUCGUAAACAACUGUUUGAAUUCGAUGAAGUUUUGAAUAGCCAGAGAGAUAGAGUAUACACAGAACGAAGACGUGCCCUCGAAUCUGAGAGUCUUCAAUCCCUACUCAUAGAGUAUGCUGAACUAACAAUGGAUGACAUCUUAGAGGCAAAUAUUGGUGCUGAUGCUCCUAGAGAAAGCUGGGAUCUACAAAAGCUAAUUGGCAAACUUCAACAGUACUGUUAUCUGCUGAACGAUUUGACUCCAGAAAUGUUGGAAAGUAACUGUUCGAAUUAUGAAGAAAUGCGGGAUUACCUUCAGCUUCGUGGGCGUGAAGCAUAUUUGCAGAAAAGGGAAAUGGUGGAGAAAGAAGCAGCAGGAUUGAUGAAGGAAGCAGAGAGGUUUCUAAUACUGAGCAACAUAGAUAGAUUAUGGAAAGAACAUUUGCAAGCAUUGAAAUUUGUGCAACAAGCAGUUGGUUUACGUGGAUAUGCUCAGAGGGAUCCACUUAUUGAGUACAAGCUAGAGGGUUAUAAUCUUUUUGUAGACAUGAUGUCACAGAUUAGAAGAAAUGUCAUUUAUUCCAUUUACCAGUUUAAGCCAGUGAUGGUAAAGGAUCAGAAGCAAAAACAAGAAAAAGAUAAAUCAGUUGCUACGCCCCAGGCUACAGCUUGAUCACGAUACUCUCGCAAAAUGAUGAAUCAGUUGCAAACUAGUCCAACAGAUGGAAGAAGGAAGGAUAUGUCAAGGCAUUAUUAAAAGCAGAAAGAUUAUAUGGUAAAGGAUUGAAAGAAAAAGAUUAGUUUUAAAAAAAAAUGAUAUUUUGUCGUAAUCAGUGAUUUCGUAAAAUAGAAGGUUAAAUGUGAUUUCAAUUGUAUCUGAUACAAAGAGUAGUGUGAUUGGUUUUUCUUUUUAAGGGUAGAAGAAUGUGCUAAAAGUUGUAAAAACCACUUCUUAGUUAAAUGAGACUUUUUUUCUUGGGUU
This is a messenger RNA of Impatiens glandulifera, 3560 nucleotides long. Its product is annotated as protein translocase subunit SecA, chloroplastic. Gene Ontology annotation, cellular component: membrane. Bases 222 to 3251 code for a protein of 1009 amino acids. The transcript has 21 exons. Gene Ontology annotation, molecular function: ATP binding; ABC-type protein transporter activity. The record is from RefSeq and is a predicted model, not a curated record. NCBI's taxonomy places the organism in Eukaryota, Viridiplantae, Streptophyta, Magnoliopsida, Ericales, Balsaminaceae. Gene Ontology annotation, biological process: protein import; protein targeting.